Molecule: messenger RNA, 786 nt
Organism: Propithecus coquereli (Coquerel's sifaka)
Lineage: Eukaryota; Metazoa; Chordata; Mammalia; Primates; Indriidae
Gene: SLC2A11
Product: solute carrier family 2 (facilitated glucose transporter), member 11
Biological process (GO): monosaccharide transmembrane transport
Cellular component (GO): membrane
Molecular function (GO): hexose transmembrane transporter activity
Source: RefSeq, a predicted model, not a curated record
AUGGAGGAUGAGCAGGAGCCGCCCUUACGGCUGCGGACCCAGGUUCAGGGCAGGGUCCUUCUCUUGACCAACUGUGCAGCUGGCAUUGGUAGGACUUUGCAGUUUGGCUACAACCUCUCAAUCAUCAAUGCCCCAACCUUGCACAUUCAGGAAUUCACCAACGAGACGUGGCGGGCACGUACUGGCAGGCCACUGCCCGACCACCUGGUUCUGCUUGUGUGGUUCCUCAUCGUGUCUCUCUACCCCUUGGGGGGCCUCUUUGGAGCUUUGCUUGCAGGAUCUUUGGCCAUCACAUUGGGAAGGAAGAAGUCCCUUUUGGUGAAUAACACCUUUGUGGUGGCCGCAGCGGUCCUGUUUAGCUUCAGCCGAAAAACCGGCUCCUUCGAGAUGCUCAUGCUGGGAUGGCUGCUCGUGGGCAGCAGUGCAGGUGUAUCCAUAAGUGUCCAGCCCAUGUCUGGGGAGAGUGCCCCCAAGGAGCUCCGAGGAGCCGUGGCCAUGACCUCAGCCAUCUUCACAGCUCUGGGGAUUGUGAUGGGACAGGUGGUUGGACUCAGGGAGCUCCUGGGUGGCCCUCAGGCCUGGCCCCUGCUGCUGGCCAGCUGCCUGGUGCCUGGGGCAGUCCAGCUUGCCUCCCUGCCUCUGCUCCCUGAGAGCCCACGCUACCUCCUCAUUGACCAUGGGGACACCGAGGCCUGCCGGGCAGGAGGGCUUGUCCCACUUCCUCUAUGUCCUUUUCCUCGGCGUCUGUGUCUGUGGCGCCAUCUACACUGGCUUGUUCCUCCCUGA